AGCGCGACCGAGUCUGCAAUCCUUGCUGUGUGAUCUCCGCACAAGAAAAAGCUGCACUCAACACCUCGAGCUAUUGCAUCAUUGCUGUACGAAGUCGGAACCCCUUUCCUUCAUUCCUUUCCCUUUUUUUCUUCCUCUUCUUCUGUGCACUUUAAGAACCAUUCAAGGAUCCGAAAUUAUGAUGUCCAUGAACAGCAAGCAGCCGCACUUUGCGAUGCAUCCCAGCUUACCGGAGCACAAGUACACGACGCUGCACUCGAGCUCGGAGGCGAUACGGAGAGCGUGCCUGCAGACUCCACAGCUGCAGAACAACAUCUUCGCGAGCCUCGAUGAAACGCUGCUGGCGCGCGCCGAAGCUCUGGCGGCUGUGGACAUCGCCGUGUCUCAGGGCAAGACCCUCCCGUUCAAACCCGACGCCACGUACCACACGAUGAGCAGCGUGCCCUGCUCCUCCACGUCCACCGUGCCUCUGGCCCACCACCACCAUCACCACCACCAUCACCACCACCAGAACCUGGAGCCCCCCGACCUCAUGGAGCACAUCAGCUCGCCUUCGCUGACCCUCAUGGCCGGAGGACACGAAGGGGCAGGCGGUGGAGGUGGAGGUGGAGGAGGUGGUGGUGGUGCUGCUGGCUUGAUUUCCACCACCGCCCACCCGCACCCACACAUGCACGGUUUGAGUCACCUUUCCCACCAGGCUGCCAUGAACAUGAACUCACCGCUCAGUCACCACGGACUUCUACCUGGUCACCACGGGGGGUCCCAGGGCGCGCCGGGACUCCCCAGCAACGGACUGCCCUCCAUCAACGACUCGGACACGGAUCCCAGGGAGCUGGAGGCUUUUGCGGAGAGGUUCAAGCAGCGGAGGAUCAAGCUGGGGGUGACCCAGGCGGACGUCGGAGCUGCUCUCGCGAGCCUCAAGAUCCCAGGUGUGGGCUCGCUGAGCCAGAGCACCAUCUGCCGCUUCGAAUCGUUGACUCUGUCGCACAACAACAUGAUCGCGCUGAAGCCCAUCCUGCAAGCGUGGCUGGAAGAGGCCGAGGGGGCCCAGCGGGAGAAAAUGAGCAAACCCGACAUUUUCAACGGGGGGGAAAAGAAACGCAAAAGGACCUCGAUAGCGGCUCCCGAGAAGAGGUCUCUGGAAGCCUACUUCGCGGUGCAGCCCAGACCCUCGUCGGAGAAGAUCGCGGCCAUCGCGGAGAAACUGGACCUGAAGAAGAACGUGGUUCGAGUGUGGUUCUGCAACCAAAGACAGAAACAGAAGCGGCUCAAGUUCUCAGCUGCGCAUUAACUGAGCGGGACGUUAAUUAACGGGAAGAGUCAUGAACUGGAUGAAAAAUGUGAACUUUUUUUGGACCGUGUUUCGGGGGACCAAGGAUCGUACACACAGACCACGUUUUUUUGUCUUCCUUUUUAAAAAAGGCUUUAAACACGCUGUCACCAUGGUCCACAAAUCUACUGUAUGAGGCAUAUAAUAUAUGUGUAUUUUAUUUUGUUCUCCUUGGCUCGUUUUCUCAUGUCAUCGAUGAAUGUGAAGUAUGCAAAACA
Messenger RNA from Scleropages formosus (Asian bonytongue), 1548 nucleotides. Its product is annotated as POU domain, class 4, transcription factor 1-like. Gene Ontology annotation, biological process: regulation of transcription by RNA polymerase II. The record is from RefSeq and is a predicted model, not a curated record. The transcript has 2 exons. Gene Ontology annotation, molecular function: RNA polymerase II cis-regulatory region sequence-specific DNA binding; DNA-binding transcription factor activity, RNA polymerase II-specific. Bases 179 to 1291 code for a protein of 370 amino acids. Lineage: Eukaryota; Metazoa; Chordata; Actinopteri; Osteoglossiformes; Osteoglossidae.